CAAUUGCACCACGAACUCACGGUGUCAAUCCCACAAUACAAUGGCCUCGAUACCCUUACACUCGAUACCACGAUUUCUCCUCCCGCGGGGUCCUCACCUCCUCCGCCCCCGCGCACACCCUCUCCUCCCCAUCACAGCAUCCCUCCGCCAUGCAUCCACAACGCCGCGGCCAAGGACGCUCGCAGAGCAGCUCCGCAACAAGCAGCCCGUGAUCCCCCAGCCGGACAAGUACCGGCCCCCCUCACACGGAAAGAGGACCCCGCGAAGCGAAACGCAGCAGAAGAGCUAUGGACCAAAGCUCACCGCCGAAGACAAGCAGCGCAUGCGCACGAAGAAGUAUCCCAACAUGAUGAGUCCGGAAGGAACUUUCUCGCAUUGGUUCUUGAACAACAAGGCGAUUCACUUGUGGAUUUCAAUGGGUAUUCUCGUAACUCUGGCGAUCGCGGCUUGGUACAUGGACUUCAUGUCCAAGACGAUCUUCGGGGAUCAGGUUCCCGAUAAGAAGGAUUUCCUGCGCCAUCCGAUUGAGAGCGCGUCGCGCUUCAUUGACGUCUAUAAGAUGCACGUAGCGCAUGAGAGCGAGAUUGCGAAGCAGAAGCGCCUUAAGAAGGCUGAGGAGGUCGAGAAGAGGAAGCAAUACCGUCUUGAGAGGAUACGGGAGGCUGAGGAGAGGGGCGAGGAGUACCAGGAGGACCCUAGGUACUACGUUGGCGAGGAUGGUAUAAGGAGGAGAAAGGUGAAGAGGUGGUUUGGUAUCUGGGAGUAGGUUGUUGUGCAGAAAUGGUGUAGGGCAAGAGUCAAUACGAUGCUAGAAGCAAAGGAUGAUGGAAACGCGCAACAAAUGGCCUACCGAUUUGGAAGCUUAUGUGGCUAUGGUCUCGCAUAUAUUUGUAACAAUUACGAUCUAUAGAGUUGCUGGAAUGCAGACUAUGGACGAACUGUAAAAUUAGAAUAGUCACGAUGGAUAUAGAGUAUGCAGUACAUAUCAGCGUUGUAAAUUAUGAAUGCUCAUACAUUUGGGUAUCUGUGUAAUCGUUUAUU
Messenger RNA from Aaosphaeria arxii CBS 175.79, 1041 nucleotides. RefSeq lists its product as uncharacterized. The coding region runs from base 41 to 766 and encodes 241 amino acids. The record is from RefSeq and is a predicted model, not a curated record. Lineage: Eukaryota; Fungi; Ascomycota; Dothideomycetes; Pleosporales. The transcript has 2 exons.